CAAUUAAUUGGAAGGGCAAUUCGACCGCAAAACGCGGAUGUACGGCUCCGAGCCCCAAUUCCCAAACUCGGGCAGCUUGUGUUCUCGCGUCUCAGCACCUGCCUCUUCCAGCCGCUAUACAUUACUGUAGACCCGGUGCACGCCACAUUCGGUGGUGUAAUUUUUACUGUGGCUGCCGGCUUGCUCUAGGACCACAAAAUGCGCCUCUCUGCUCGCACUCUGGCCCAGCGGGCCUCGCUGCCCGCUCGCAGCACCGGCGUUGUGAGCCGUCGCAGCCUGGUUGCUCCUGCUCCUGCCCGCAAGGCCAACCUGGCCACUCGCGUCGCCGCUAUUGAGGAGCAGCAGACCUCUUUCCAGGGCGACGAGCAGCCCGUGGAGGCCGCCCUCGAUCCCGCCAGCAUUCUGGAUGUGGACCCCGCUGCUGUGGAGGAGAUGGACCUGCACGAGCUGGACCAGGCCCAGGAGGACCUCCUGAAGUGGAUGAUGCUGGACGAGGCGACCCAGGAGGAGGACCUGGAUGAGAUGGUCGACUACGACGAUUUCGGCGACGAGGAGUAUGCUGACAUGUAUGAGGAGGUUGAGGAGAUGCUGGAGGCGGUGGACUAUGAGUUCAAGGUGGGCGACAAGGUCAGCGGCACCGUCAUUGAGGUCGACGACGACGGCGCCUACGUGGAGAUUGGUGCCAAGGCUAUUGCUUUCUGCCCUGUGACUGAGUGCUCGUUCGCGCGCCUGAAGACGCCCCUGGAGGCCCUGCGCCCGGGCAUGAAGCGCGACUUCAUGGUCGUCGAGGACGAGGAGGAGUAUGGCCAGGUCAUCGUGUCCCUGGCUGCCAUGGAGGCCACCACCUUCUGGCAGCGCAUCCGCCAGCUGCAGGAGGAGGACAUCACCGUCACCGUGUCCGUGGAGUCGGUCAACAAGGGUGGCAUGCUGGUGAAGUUCGGCAUCUAUGACGGCUUCAUCCCCGUCAGCCAGUUUGGCCCGUCCAUCACCCCCGACAACAUGGAGAGCCUGGUGGGCUUCGAGCUGCAGGUCAAGUUCCUGGAGGUCGAUGAGGAGGCCGAGCGCCUGGUGUUCAGCCACAAGCGGGCCAGCAGCACCGUGUCCAACGACAUCCAGGGCUUCAAGGUCGGCGAUGUGGUUGCGGGUGUGGUGCAGUCGGUGAAGCCCUACGGUGCCUUCAUUGACCUGGGCGGCGUGACCGGCCUGCUGCACGUCAGCCAGAUCAGCCACGACCGCGUGCUGGUCCUGGACAAGAUCCUCCAAGAGGGCGACAAGAUCAAGGUCAUGAUCCUCAGCCAGGACCGCGAGCGCGGCCGCGUGACGCUAAGCACCAAGAAGCUGGAGCCCACUCCUGGUGACAUGCUGCGUGACCCCCAGCUGGUGUACGAGAAGGCCGAGGAGAUGGCCGAGCAGUUCCGCAAGCGCGUGGAGCAGGCCGCCCAGAGCGCCGCGGAGCCGCAGCCGGACACCCUCGGCGCCGCGCCGGAGGGCCAGCCCUUCGUCUACUAAGCUAGCUAUGCCGAGCGCCUGGCUGGACGGCAGCGUUCAGCCUGGCGAUUUCGGAGGCAGGAGCGGGCAGCUGCAGCGGCAGCAUGCUGAUGCGGCGGUGCUUGCAGCAGCCGACGCGCCGCGGCAGCUGGGUGCGCCUGCUUGUAGUGGGCGCUUAGAUGCUGGGUGGCGGGUUAGACAAAGGUGACGGCGGGCGGCGUUGCACGCCUGCCGCCGGGAGGGCGGCGCGAAGCGGCGGCGGGCCAGGCUGCCUUUCCUGCUGCGACUGCGCCAACGCGCUGCGGCAGGGCGGCAGGGGCACGCUGCGAGGAACAUAUGGCGGCAGGACAACGGGGCGGCUCGUGAUGGAAGAAGCACACAGCGGCGUGGUGCCAGACAAUUCAGAAUGAGGAGCGCUUCAUGAAGCAGCGGGGUUUCUGCAGGUUCACAGACUGAGGAAAAGAGAGCGUGCUUUCUGUUGUGUGUGCGGUGCGUAAGGUGACUAGUUUGGCCGGUUGGAUUCGUUGGCGCUUGCUUGCAGGGGCAGGCAGGGCGCUCCUGCACGGUCGCGCCUUCGCUUUUGACUUUCGAUAGAUGAUGCUUGUCGCGUGGGGGACAUGGCCGUUGGGGCGUUCGUCCAUCGGCCGGUCCUCCUCUGGCGGAGUCGGCGCUCCGUUCUUGGGCCUCCAAAUUUUGGUACCCUGAUGGGGUGUUCAGGAAAUAGGUGGCGUCGGUAACGCCGCGUCGGCGCGGGGCUUCGGGUCUCGUCACAAACGCCGUCGGCGAAGCGCGUGCUUGGGCACACACAGUAUUUUGCGCACUAAACCUGCGUUUUGUUCUGCGGAGGGGCAGUGGAGCGCGUAAGCAGCCGAUGCAUAAAGGCAGUUUUUUUGCUUCGUCUUGCCGAGUGUCGAAAGUAUGUGUGUGAACCAGGCCGAGAGACAAAUGAUGACUUGACAACAGAGAGACAGAUGCGAGCAGGUGGUGUAGGGGGGUGCCGCACGAAUGCGGGGUGUUGAUGUGUCCAUGCGUCCUGGUGCGCAUCCAGGAGUGCGGAUGGCGGCUUGCCCAGGACGUGCCCGCAGGCAUAGAGGUGCAGGAGGCUUUCGGGUGCUUGAUGGGGGCCGUGACCGGUGGCGUGCAGGGCUCUGGCCUGUGAGGAUCGCCCGGGAUGCAUCGAGACGUGUGCGCACUGAUUAAAAGCACGGUAGAUACUGGCGUGGCGCACGGAGAUUUUCUCAGGCGAAGGCGCACACACGCGACGGCGGUCCCCAAGUAAAAUGCGAAAACCA
Chlamydomonas reinhardtii is the source of this 2780-nucleotide messenger RNA. RefSeq lists its product as uncharacterized. The record is from RefSeq and is a predicted model, not a curated record. Lineage: Eukaryota; Viridiplantae; Chlorophyta; Chlorophyceae; Chlamydomonadales; Chlamydomonadaceae. Gene Ontology annotation, molecular function: mRNA binding; structural constituent of ribosome. Bases 199 to 1509 code for a protein of 436 amino acids. Gene Ontology annotation, biological process: translation. The transcript has 7 exons.